Molecule: messenger RNA, 1616 nt
Organism: Penaeus chinensis
Lineage: Eukaryota; Metazoa; Arthropoda; Malacostraca; Decapoda; Penaeidae
Exons: 4
Coding region: 315-854 (179 amino acids)
Source: RefSeq, a predicted model, not a curated record
GGCACCAGUACACCCUCCUACGGGCGCGCAGUGAGCAGGAGUGCCUCCCUCUCUCUCUCUCCCUUUUCUCCCUCUUUCUCAUCUGCCGCCCACCGCCGCCGCCCGUAUCCCUUCGGCCUUCAGACCCCUACCAGGCCCCUCGGAACAUACCCUUGUGCCCGACCAGCCAACCGCCCGCGCGCGUGCGUGCUCUCCCGCACGCUCGCCACGUCUGAACGUCUUGGAGGAAGGAAGGGCAGGCGGGCGAGAAGAGGAACUCGCAGCAGUGAUUGCCCGGACGCAGCGCGGGCGUGAGUCUCCAGAGGAACCUCACAAUGACGGGCGCCAUGUGGAGGUCCUUUGCUGUGCUCGUCCUGGGCGCUGCUGCAGUCAGCGCUGCCGUGCACUCGCGCCCCUGGUACAAAAAGGACUGCACCGUCUACACCCACCACCUGGACCGGCCCCUGAGGGCUGUCACCAGCGCCACCUUCUACGUCAGGCACGAGGGAAGCCUCAGAAGAAUAGCCAUGAGACUCUACGGCUUCUCGGACAGCUGGGACGUGAGUGUCUGGCCUCCGAAGGGCAGCAAGGACCCCCACGCCUGGCACAACGUCACGAUCACCAAGAUCGGGUAUAACUUGGCGGUCUACGUGGACGGCGCCCUGGCCCAGACGGAAUACAUGUCGUCGAGUUCGAAACUGACCCAUUUGACGGUGACUUUGAAGGGUGAAGGCGAAGUGACCCUGUGUGACUUCCGGGGCGGCUCGUCCCUCACCUCGCCUUGGCUCAUUGGCAUAGGUGUGGGCCUGGCUGUGAUAGUGGCCGCAGCGGUGGCGGUGGUCGUGUGGUGGAGGUGUCGAACGCGAGUCGAGUAGCUUCGGUUUGUUGAAAACAACUUUUAGAUGGAUCUACUCUUUCUAUGUUUCAACUAUGUUUCUAUUUCUUUGUUGUCUCUCUUUUACUUCUCUCUCACAUUUUUCUCCUUCUCCCUCGCUUAUUUCUACUCGUACACUCUACAUUCUUUUCUACAUUCCCUCCUUCUCGCCCUCUCUCCUCACUUCAUCUUUUACCUUCCCGUCUCGUCCUUUCCUUUGGUUACUAUUUCAUUCUCCUUCCCCUCUUCGCCCUUCAUCUCCUCGAUCUCCCUCUCCUCCCUUACAUCUCGUCUGUCCUUCUCCCUCUCCUGCUUCUUUAAGCUCCGAUUAGCAGAGACGAAGCAUCGAAACUGAGAGUGGCUGGCGAGUAAUGUUGUGGAAAUGUGCAAUCGGGUAUGAUUGAUAUCUGCUUAGGUUAAGGAAUAGUGAAAUAAGAUAUCGCUUAUGUAAACAUUCGUAAAUUUACAAAAACGCUCACUCAUACACGCAUAAACACACACAGUUCAAACUGUUUAGUGGGGUAAAGGAAAUCUUUCAGUGUGUAGAAGUUUGUAACACAAAUAUAUCUCUCUCUCUUGCAUAUACACGCAAACAUGCAAGUACACAUGUAAAACUGGUUAAAACGCAAGCAUGUACAUACAUACACAAGUUAUGUAGUAAAAGGAACGAAAUAUGCAUCCUUAUAGAUAAGCAUUAUAAUUGUGUCUACAUGUAUACCUCUGUGCUCUCAGCGAUACUCAGAGAUGCUUUAUGUAAGUGUUG